CUUGGGUGGCGAACUGACCUUCGGGAGACCUACGUACAAGGGAAGGCGCUCGGAACGGGCAGCUUCGGAAAGGUGCACCUCGGCAUUCACGCGGCAACGGGUGAGGAGGUUGCCAUUAAGACACUACCGAAGGAGCGGCCAAGACUUUCACGUGCGAAACUCACUUUGUUGGACAGAUUAUCGGACAGUCCACGGGUUGUGCAACUACUGGAUUGUUUCGAGGACGAGGACAACGUCUACAUUGUGACCGAGGCAUGCCGAGGAGGGGACCUCCAAAAGUUCUCGGAAACAUACGGCCCUUUGACGGAGCGCUGCCUGGCAUUAGUUGCGUUGGAAGUUCUCCAAGUUGUGCAAAGUUGUCACCGUCUUGGUAUCCUACAUGGUGAUGUGAAGCCAGGUGAGCCACCGUGUACCUUCAAAACCUUUCGGGCUGUGGACUUUGGUUGCUCGCAACUCCAUUACCGGCACACGCGCCUCAGUAAGCGAUCUGGGACGCCAGUUUACAUGGCACCCGAGAUCUUCAAGCGGGACUACUCCUUCGAGGUGGACAUUUGGAGCACUGGCGUGCUGCUGUACCAGCUGUUCUGUCGGCAGUUCCCGUUUUGGCAGGGCGACUCGUACAAUAAGGCCCUGUCGUUGGACGAGGUUGCAAAGGCGAUUACGGAAGCGGAAAUCCGGAUGGAUUUCGGGCCCUGGCUCACGAUGUCACAAGAGGGCCUCAGCUUUGUGCGUGGAUGCCUCCACCGGGAUCCGGCGCAGCGGCUGACUCUUGACGAAGCUCUC
Messenger RNA from Volvox carteri f. nagariensis, 783 nucleotides. RefSeq lists its product as uncharacterized. The transcript is spliced from 5 exons. Lineage: Eukaryota; Viridiplantae; Chlorophyta; Chlorophyceae; Chlamydomonadales; Volvocaceae. The record is from RefSeq and is a predicted model, not a curated record. Gene Ontology annotation, molecular function: calcium/calmodulin-dependent protein kinase activity; calmodulin binding; ATP binding. Gene Ontology annotation, biological process: intracellular signal transduction; protein autophosphorylation; peptidyl-serine phosphorylation. Gene Ontology annotation, cellular component: cytoplasm; nucleus. The annotation marks the transcript as partial.